Vicia faba (fava bean) is the source of this 1446-nucleotide messenger RNA. NCBI's taxonomy places the organism in Eukaryota, Viridiplantae, Streptophyta, Magnoliopsida, Fabales, Fabaceae. The record is from the annotation of a GenBank genome assembly.
AUGGAAGAAACAACCACAGCAAUAGUAAUGUAUCCAUCACCAGGGAUAGGUCACAUAAUUUCAAUGGUAGAAUUAGCCAAACUUGUCAUUCAUCAUCAUCAAAACUUCUCCAUCACAAUCCUUCUUACUACUGGCUUUUUUGACAAUCCAUCCAUUGAUUCUUACAUUAACAGAAUCUCAACCUCCCAUCCUUCAAUCACCUUCCACCGUUUCCCCACCGUCACCGUUACUCACUCCGACAAACAAACCAUGGCCGCCACGGCCUUCCACUUCAUCAAAUCUAACUCCGUCAACGUCGACUCCAAACUCCGUCAAAUCUCUCAAACCGCCGUUAUCAAAUCCUUCAUCAUCGAUCUCUUCUGCACUUCCGCUAUGGAAAUUGCUUCCCAAUUCGGAAUUCCGGUUUACUAUUUCUUCACUUCCGGUGCUGCUAUGCUUUCUCUGUAUUCCUAUUUCCCCAAGAUUCAUGCUGAAACGACGGUGUCGUUUAGGGAUAUGGUUGGAGUUGAGAUUGUUGCGCCGGGAAAUGCGGCGUUGAGUGCAGUGUUGAUGCCGGAACCGGUGCUUGAUAGGGAAGAUCCUGCUUAUUGGGAGAUGUUGUAUUUCUGUGAGCAUCUUUCCACGGCGAAGGGAGUUCUGGUGAAUACGUUCCGUGAACUGGAAGUUGCGGCAGUUAAGGCUGUUGAGGAUGGUGCGUGUUUUCCGGAUCGGGAACCAAGUCCUCCUCCUGUUUUCUGUAUCGGACCGUUGAUUGCUGAUGCUCAACAACAAGAGGAAGCAACGGGCAGCGAAGAUUGCUUAUCAUGGCUAGAUAAACAACCAAGUAGAAGCGUUGUUUACUUGUGUUUUGGAAGCCGUGGAUCGUUCUCUGUGGCACAAUUGAAGGAAAUAGCUGAAGGGUUAGAGAGGACUGGACACAAAUUCUUAUGGGUUGUGAAGAGGCCAAUACAAGAACAUCUUGGAAAGAAUCAAGUUCAUGGUACAGCAGGGGAGUUUGAGUUGGGUUCUGUUUUGCCAAGUGGGUUUAUAGAGAGAACAAAAGAGAGGGGCCUGGUGGUAAGGUCAUGGGCUCCACAAGUCGAGGUGCUGAGCCACGAAUCAGUCGGUGGGUUUGUAAGUCACUGCGGAUGGAACUCGGUGCUGGAAGGGGUGGUGGCUGGAGUGCCAAUGAUUGCAUGGCCAUUAUAUGCAGAGCAGCAUGUUAAUAGGAAUGUGAUGGUGGAGGACAUGAAGGUUGCUGUCGCGGUGGAGCAAAGGGAAGGAAAUGGGUUUGUGAGUGGAGAAGAAGUGGAGAAGAAGAUAAGAGAGUUGAUGCAGUCUGAGAGAGGGACAGAGAUAAGAGAAAUGAGUUUGAAAUUCAAAGACAUGGCUAGGGAUGCACUUGGAGAAUUUGGGUCAUCCACGAAAGCACUUUCCAAUUUGGUUCAAACAUGGAACAAUAACUAG